GCAGCUCACUCUGCUGCAACGAGAAACGUGACUCCUCACCCCCCUCCCCGUGAAUAGUGUCAAUCGUGCAACAACAAAGUGAGAAGAGAGUGAGAGCAUAACACCAAAACUGACCGCGUCAAGAACCGACAGCCCACAGCUGACACUGACAGACGCUAGACCUAGACCUGAGCCAGACUAAUGGAUGUUUGGUCAACACACACAAGGCACGAGUCCAAACAUAAAGACUCCGUCAGAUCUCAGAGCAGAGAAAUCGACGCCCGAACUGUAGGGAUGGCCACCAACGAUGGAAAAGAAGAAGACGAAAUAACCACAAAGCAUUGGGGCGAGUUUGACGCCACACCGAUUGUCUCCAAUGAAAAGUCGACGAAGUCAAUAAUUGAAGACAUUUUCUACCUGUCCAAAACGCCAACACAACUUAGCAAAGAAAAUACACAGUCUUGCAUUUCAAAGUUGGUGCUUUUGCCUGAUGACCCGUCGACCAAGACAUCUACGUUCGACCUUGACUCGGAAAUUGACGAAAAUCUCAUGAGUUCUGUAAAGCUGAUGGAGAAACUCUCAAACUCUGGUGGCUCUAAUAUUGCUGGAGAUGCUGCAUUCAUCAUUGCAGAUUUUUCUGAGAACUCUGAACUUCAUCCCAAGUACAAAAGGCCUCCCCAAUCUUCGGGCAGUGCUGCUAUUACCAUUGACAACCCUGAAGAUGCCAGACUCGUACUCAGAAAGUCAAUUUCUGUCAUUCUCAUGCACAAUGAAAUCUUCCAAUGCAAGAGAUCUGUGUUGGAGUGCCUGGUGGACGUAGCUGGAAAAUUCAUCAAGAACUUGGGAGUUCAGCUGUCAUUAGCUUCAUCUUUCGGUGCUGCUUCCAAUGCGCCGAUCCUCGUGGAAGAAGCUGAGAUUGCUCUACACAAUGUCGGAAUCAAGGGCAUUGCAGAUGUGGUACAUUACUAUCGUCGUAACGUCAUUCACAGACACUUGUUUGUGGAGGCGUCGGUGAACCGCUUGCUUUCGAAAGACGAAAAUUCAGCGUCAGCUCAAGAGAAAUGAUGAAGACAAGAGACAGUUAAUAAAAUGCUUCUGCUGUGAUUAUAGAUGUUAAAAAUCAACUCUGAAAGUGCAAUAGUUCAAGUCUCAUUUGAAUAAAACUUGAACAGAAUAACUUGAUGGUCUGAAUAAUUAAUUGAAUGUUUGGUUAGUCUGCAAACAGCUAAUGUAUUGAAUUAUCAUGCUGAAAAUCAAUUCAAAUUAACUUGUCAGCCAUAGUAGGAUUAUGAAGCUAUUAAUAUUCAAAAGCCAAACUGUUCUGAUUGUGAUAAAAGAGAAGCAGGCCAGUUUAAACUCAAAAGGAUAUAAUUUGUAUAGAUCGCUAUAAUUUGAGUUGUCAUCUUAAAAUUGAUUUGUAUCUUGAAUGCCAACAAAAACUUGCAUUAUCACUAGAACUCCAUUUGGCAAAUAAAUACAGUGUCUCAAUAG
Cloeon dipterum is the source of this 1470-nucleotide messenger RNA. RefSeq lists its product as uncharacterized. The coding region runs from base 181 to 1044 and encodes 287 amino acids. The transcript is spliced from 6 exons. Gene Ontology annotation, molecular function: protein heterodimerization activity. The record is from RefSeq and is a predicted model, not a curated record. Lineage: Eukaryota; Metazoa; Arthropoda; Insecta; Ephemeroptera; Baetidae.